Molecule: messenger RNA, 981 nt
Organism: Spodoptera littoralis (African cotton leafworm)
Lineage: Eukaryota; Metazoa; Arthropoda; Insecta; Lepidoptera; Noctuidae
Source: the annotation of a GenBank genome assembly
AUGGCUAACGAUCCCGAAAGAUUUGAUACGAUGUUGUUAGCAAUGGCUCAACAACACGAAGGAGGUGUUAAAGAUCUGCUGAACACAAUAGUAGGCUUCCUGGCAAGAAAGACAGACUUCUUCACUGGUGGCAAAGGAGGUGAAUGGGAACAGGUGGUGAAAGAUACAUUCUAUGUCCAUGCUAAGAAAGCAAAGGAAGAGGCUGAUAAAAUAAAGAAAGAAAAGGAAGAAGCAGAUAGAAGAUUGAAAGAUAUCCAGCAAAAGAAAGAACAAGAGCGAAUGGCUCAGGACUUUGAACCAGCCUCUGUUACAGAAAUAACAGACCAGGAAGCUGUUAAAAUACAAGAGGAUAUUGACAAAGAAAAGAAAACCCAAACGGAAGUUGGCAGUGGAGAUGGUACUCCAGUUGAACCAGAAAAAGCAGCAGAAGCUGAGGAGGAGGAUGAUCCUAAAGAAAAGAACAAACUUAAGCCUAAUGCAGGCAAUGGAUGUGACCUUGAAAACUACAGAUGGACCCAGACUCUAGAAGAAGUUGAGCUUCGAGUGCCACUGCGUCAAGUUCUGAGGCCACGUGACUUAACGGUUAUCAUCAACAAGAAGCAUCUCAAAGUCGGCAUCAAAGGCCAGCCGCUUAUCAUCGAUGGCGAACUAGAUGCCGAAGUCAAGAUAGAAGAGUCAACGUGGGUGUUGCAAGAUGGACGUAAUUUACUUAUCAACUUAGAAAAGGUCAAUAAAAUGAAUUGGUGGGGCAGGCUAGUCACUACCGACCCGGAAAUAUCUACGAGGAAGAUCAACCCAGAACCAUCAAAACUUUCCGAUUUGGACGGAGAAACCCGCGGUUUAGUUGAAAAAAUGAUGUACGAUCAACGACAAAAAGAAAUGGGCCUGCCUACUAGUGAUGAACAAAAGAAACAAGAUGUGCUCAAAAAGUUCAUGGAACAGCAUCCCGAGAUGGACUUCUCAAAAUGCAAAUUUAACUAA